UGAAUUUUCUCGUGUACCUGAAUCGGAUGCUAAUAAUUUUGCUGCUCUUUGGUAUUUGCCCCAUGACGCUGAAUAAGACGAAAAAUGAAGUUGUAAGCAAAUUCAUUAACCUGCUGUACAUAAGCAUCUACACUGUGGCUAUCACUGUGGCUCUUGGAUUUUUCGGUUACUACGCGUACUUUACGCACGGCAUCGAUCGAAUAAUUCAGGACACUGCUAGUAUUUCCGGAUAUUCACAAACAAUAUUCGUAGUGAUCAUCUUCUACGCAACGAUAAUUGUUGGGCUUUGUCACAAAAAAGCUCAAUCGAAAUACUUUAACCGGAUAAAUACAUUCGACGAAAAGCUAAUCAGUAAAUUGAACAUCAACAUUGAAAACGGUUCUGUUUUAUCGUACAUGGUCUAUCAGCACAUUUUCGUCAUUGUGGUUGAGUUAGGUUUUUAUGUUGUCGGUCAGUUAUUGGAAGGUUUCACUGUCUACACUUUUACGUUCCACGUUUUCAUGGGUAUUUUGGUGCUGACAAUAACCUUAGCUGCUCUGCACGUCCGUAACUGUGGUAUUAUACUGGCAAAUCGAUUUACAAUAUUGUACGACAAGUUGGACCGUAUUACCGAUUCGUCAUCCCUUUCCAAGUUACAGUGCGAAGAAGUGUUAAACGUUUUCGAUUUCGUUGAAGAUCUCUUCAUUCUGAAGCAAAAAUUUGGGAAAUCGUUCGGUUUCCAGCUGUUACUUAAUUCAGCGUUCGAUUUCAUUUAUUUGACGAUUGCAAUUUAUUAUGUUUUGAUGUCGUUGGUACUGAAAGGAUUCCAGUGGAACGAAGUAUACAAAUUUAUGGCCUUUUCGUUGACUCAUAUUGUGAAAAAUGUGAUGAUUGUUUUUGUAAUGGAGAAUUUAGCCGGUCAGGUAGACAAAAUACGUAAAAUUGCGACAAAGACCUCCUUGGCUACUAAUGCGGAGAUGUCAGCUUCGUUGGAUCUACUGUUCUUAAAGUUACAACACAUGGAAAAGACCAAGUACAUCACGGCAAAUGACUUUUUCCCUAUUAAUUAUGCUAUGCUUUACAAUAUGGGAGCGGCCAUCGUAACACACAUGAUGAUUUUGUUGCAAUUUCAGCAAUGGGAAGAUAGUCAAAAGCUUUUGUCUACAAGUGAAAACACUACUCCACUGGCACAAGCAACCAAAAACUAAAAGCAAACGAGUUGUAUGCAUACGCUUAAUCUCCCUAAAUAGAAGUUUGGACUUUUCGAAGUGAAAUUCCUAGGUGUUGUAGAUUAUUGUUUUUGGAGUAUGGCCGAUCUUGGAUUCUGACAUUUUUUUUUGUAUUUUCGGUUCUACGACACAUAGAGUUAUACUUUAGAGUUGGCAAGAUGGUGUUUUGUCGUUUUCUCAUCUACCCUUGUGGCCUUUAUGUGAAGAACUCUAUACCUGCGAUACUCAGUAACCCUGAGUCAUAUGUCAAACUGUCAAAAAGAAAGUUGUCCUGACUCAUCUUACGAAAAACAUUUUGUGUGCUAACUAAAAUGCU
This is a messenger RNA of Bradysia coprophila, 1524 nucleotides long. RefSeq lists its product as uncharacterized. The record is from RefSeq and is a predicted model, not a curated record. NCBI's taxonomy places the organism in Eukaryota, Metazoa, Arthropoda, Insecta, Diptera, Sciaridae.